UUUGUCAAUUUUGUUGCAAUCGGCAGCAUCGGGGAAAUCUUUUUUAAAAUUUGCCCUUUCUAAUAAUUAUCUCAAGCUCAAGCGUGGUAUUGAAAGUUCAUGUGCUUUAUUAAAUAGUUGACUGCUCAUUGGUUUAUAUAAUGAAGAAUGAAGAUCUACAAGAUCAAACUAAAAGGUUGCGGUUCAAGCCUGUAACCAAUGUUCAGCACUUUUCCGAGUCAAACUUUGAUUCAAAAAGCAAAGAAAUGAAGAGCAAGGAGGGGGAAAAAUCUGCAUCGCUUUUCGCCUUUUUACAUGUGGAGCUCACUCGCGGCUACCUAUUAGAACACGAUGAGGAGAGGUUUUCGGCUAGACGAGAGAAAGUCUAUUCUUUUAUAAAAAUCCCACAGGAAUUAGAAAAGUUCAUGGCAUAUGGUUUCUUUCAAUGUGCUGACUCUUUAUUAUUUGUUUACACUUUUCUGCCACUAAGAUUUAUGAUGGCAUUUUGGUCAUUUUUUAACAGAUUAUUUAGAAAAUGCUUUGGGUUUUAUUCUAACCCACGGAAAAACAUAUUAAAGCCAGCAGAGACAUGUGACGCCUUGAAAGGUUUUAUACUACUAGUGUGCAGUAUUCUCAUGUGCUAUAUUGAUACCAAUAUGAUGUAUCAUUUAGUCAAAAGUCAGAGUGUGAUGAAGCUCUAUAUUUUCUAUAACAUGCUGGAGGUUGGAGACAGACUGUUUUCUGCUUUUGGUCAGGAUACCAUUGAUGCUCUCUUUUGGACAGCGACAGAACCUCGAGACAGAAGAAGGGAGCACUUGGGCUUAAUACCCCAUUUGUUGUUUGCAAUGACUUAUGUCUUUCUUCACAGCUUACUGGUGUUGUUUCAAGCAACAACAUUGAAUGUGGCAUUUAAUUCAAAUAAUAAGAGUCUGUUGAUUAUCAUGAUGUCUAACAAUUUUGUUGAAUUGAAAGGCAGUGUAUUCAAGAAGUUUGACAAGAACAACUUAUUCCAAGUAUCGUGCAGUGAUGUAAGGGAACGGCUGCAUUUGUCGGUCUUGCUCUUCAUAGUGGUGCUGCAGACUAUGAAGGAGUACAUGUGGCGGGAAGAACGGUUCUGGAUCCUAGCCCCAGACUGUGUGCUUGUUCUAGCUUUUGAAGUCAUCAUAGACUGGGUGAAACAUGCUUUUAUUACAAGGUUUAAUGAAAUACCAUAUGGCGUAUAUAGAGAGUAUACCGUAAGCUUGGCGUACGACGUCGCUCAGACGCGGCAAAAGUAUGCCUUCAGUGAUCACUCUGAUCUAGUAGCAAGAAGAAUGGGAUUCAUUCCUUUGCCAUUAGGAGUAGUCAUCACUAGAGUCUUAGUUCAUGCUGUUAAAGUGGAUGGGUUUGCAGCAAUUUUCCUUAUAUUCAUAGCAUAUUUGUGCCUAUUGACUAUAAGAGUUCUUGUAUCCAUUGUGAUACUUGGUAAAGCAUGUGAUUUGAUAACACAGCACCAGACAGAGAAAAAUGAGAGUCACCACACUACACCUAAAAAAGAACAAAAAGAAAUAACGAAAGAAAUAAACAAUGCCCACAAAACACCGGACACAGAAGCAGCUCCAAUCAAAAAGCCAGUUCAACUGAAGUUCCUCAUACCAGAAGAUGUUGUUUUGAGUGAACCAUUAGUGGACGCGUCGGUGGGUGCCGCCGCGAUUUUCUCAAACAGCGCCAUCGACCUCAAUGGCGUGUGCUACCUCAACGACAAGAUGACGGCGCAAGUCAAGCAGGAGAGCGGCGACUACGUGGAGCCCGAACUGGUGGACGUCAGUCGAAGCGCGCCCGAUAUAAAGGCCGCCGCUGCCGCCGCGCCACCAGAAACCGUGGAGCGCCCCAACUCACCCGACUCCGAAGGACUCAAAAGGCGCUCCGAGUCCGAACCCAACUUAGUCAAAGUCGAGGAGCACUACGAGGAGGCUACCUAACACAUCCUAUGCUGUACGCUCCUUAUUAUUUAUUAUCUUUUUUACACCCUCUAGUCUGAUUGACACUAUGAGUGCUAUCUGAGAUUUGUGGAUAAUGUCUCUCUGUGUAAUAUGGAUGUGUGACGCGAUUUGAUUAAAAAGGAGACUUCAACAGUUCUAUAAAAAUUUUAGUUAAUUUUUAGCUGUGCUAUGGUGACAAGAUGGUUACGCUUAUAACUUUUCUAAACAUAACGUUUUUACUUCUCUUCUGAUUAGCACAAUAAUAUUAAUAAUCGAGUAUGUGCCUUUAAUAUAAUUUAUGCUUUCCAAUCAUAGAUUGUGAUAAUAAGAUAACCCAGGUUAAGGCAAGGAAAGACAUUAGCGAUUACGAUUUCUAGAAUAAUAUUUACUUAAUUCGAUCUAUAGUGGUUAAAAAUUAGCAGCAGAAUUUUUUAUUUAAAAUGUUUUUUAAAGUUCAUAUUGUGUAAUUUUAAGUGUGUUUGAAGUCUCCAGGACAACCAUUAUAAAUUAAACUUACCUGUGGCAUGACCUAGUUUCAAAAUGUAGGUUGACGUGUAUCGAUCUUUGGGCGCGACUAUAUUUCACGGUUCAGUCCUGCAGUUCGCGCCAUGAGCGCUGCACUUUGCCAUGACGGAUCGCGUAACAACCGUAGACAAUUCAUUACAUUUGGUCGUUUGUUCUUCCGCCGCCCGCCAAAUUAAACGGCCUACUAACUUGUGUUAAAUACCGUGCAAAAUGUUUUAGUCAAAAUAGUGUUGGUGACAAACGCGUAGAUUUAAAUGUAAGACUGAACAUCGCUGGGUGCUUAGUGUAAUUUGAUUCCCGAACGAAAUGAAAAUAUUAGUCAAGUUAUUUAUGUUAGGUGUUUUUUGAUGACGAUCAGAUUUUUUAUUUAUUUAUUUUGUAGUUUAUCAUUCCAGUAGAUUUUGUCUAUGUCUGUUUAUGGUAGGUACAGCCGUAAGUAGGUCAACCUGCCACAGAAUGAUAAGUUCCCUUAAUAGAUUUUGAAUCUUAUUUCUCUAAUUUAUGGUUUAAAAUCGAUUGAGGAACAUUUUCUUUUUGGUUGACGUACGUGCGGGAUAUUGGAUGAUUCGGGCGUUAUUAAAGUUAAAAGCAAAAAAAAUCGAAAGUUAAGAAAUGAUCUUUGGUUUAACGAAAUGUUAAUAUCAUUUACGCAAGUCUAAAAUAAUAAUAACAUUUAAUUGUUGUAUUCUUGUUAUGUUCCUACUUUAUAAUGGCUACUGAAUUUAAUUUCAAAGAACAUUUUAAAAUUUUAUUUGUAUAUUUACGGUUUCCGGAUUGUUACAUAUUUUUAUAAAUAAAUAGCAUAUUUUCUUCAUGCUUGCUUUACUGUUUUAUGAUAUAGAGUUUAAUUAUUUAUAAAACAUAAAUAUCAAACGAAGAUAGUUGUUUUAUAAAAAUACGUUUUGAACGUAAAAAUAUAACAACGUAGGAAUAUUUUAUUUAUAAGUAUUUAAGUAUAGCUUACUUAUAUUUUAAUAAAUUGUCUUGUAUUAAAAUAUUAUAACUGCAUAUUAUUCUCUAGAAAUAUCGGAGUGAGAAUUUUCCUUUUAUCUCUAAAUGAUUUUUCGUUUUACAUUAUUAAAAGGUUUUUUGUUAAAUA
Ostrinia nubilalis (European corn borer) is the source of this 3564-nucleotide messenger RNA. Its product is annotated as protein TAPT1 homolog. Lineage: Eukaryota; Metazoa; Arthropoda; Insecta; Lepidoptera; Crambidae. Gene Ontology annotation, biological process: positive regulation of cilium assembly. Gene Ontology annotation, cellular component: ciliary basal body; endoplasmic reticulum membrane. The record is from RefSeq and is a predicted model, not a curated record. Bases 141 to 1940 code for a protein of 599 amino acids. The transcript is spliced from 10 exons.